GCAGCACACCACCACCAGCCUGCCAGCCAGGGUCCAGGUUUCAUCCAGUGUCCAUUCAGGAACUGUGUAAUGGGCCCAGGUCCCUGAUUGUCAAACUGAUGCCACAUCCUCAUUAAAUACCAACAUCAUGCCAGGCAAUUCAGCCCAUCUGACAGGUCUCGGUGGCCUUGUCCAGGGGACACACAGCCUGGUCCUGGCUCUUAGAAGGACUUAAGGAUUUCUGGGGAAAGACAGGGCAGAGAGCCACCUUGCUGACCGGCUACCAUGGAGGCGUCUGUGCCUACCCAAGUGCCAGGGCUGGUGGGACGGGCAGGCAGGCAGUGUAAGGAGGGGAGAUGUGGAGAAUGAGCCAGAGCUGGGGGAGAAGCGAAAGAACAGCCCUUAGAAGUCUGGGCUGGGGGACGCCGCAGCAGCACGGGGUGUUGUUCCGGGUGAAGGACAACUUGGGCAAGGGCUUGGGGGUGGGAAGGCCGUGUGUCUGGGCCUUCAGGAUCCCACACCUCUGGCUCUGCCACUUGUUGGCUCAUAACCUUGAGCAAGUGCCUCCCCCCCUUGGAGCCUCAGCUUCCUCAUCUGUAGGAUGGGGUGAAAACUGCACUAGGUGGUGGGCUUGUGGUGAGGGGAAAAUGAGACCCUCCAAGGAAAGCACUUGACCCCCGAUAAAUCUUGACUUCAGUUGUUACUGUUUUAAACUUUGGCAAAGUGGGUUUAGACCAUGGGAGCGUUCAGUGCUGCACUUAGCCGUUCUGACCUUUUCCUGCUCUUCCGUGAGAACUUUUGUGCUUAGUGGAACAUUCCUUUCUCUGAGCUGCCCAAGGUCAUGUGCCCCUUAGGAGGGGACACCCCUGUAGGCACUCCCCACAUGGGACCUCCACCCCCUCCAACAACCUUCCUCACCUCCAGCAGGCCUCUGCUCAAAUGUCCCCUGAUCAGCUGUGUGCACCCCCCCCCCGCCCCCGGGCCACCCUGGCAAACACAGUCCUGUGGGUCCCUCCCCGCUUCUUCUGCUGUAUUUUGCUUUGUAGCCCUCAUUCCCCACUACCUUAUGCCUUUUCCUGCUGAUUGUCCAUCUCCUGCCCUGGACAGGGAGUGCCAGGAAGGCCAGGACUUAUCCGCAGCCAAAUUUUUUCCAGCACCUAGAGAGGUGUUCGGCACAUAGUAGGUGUUCAGUACAUACUGGUUGAAUGAGUAGAUGGAGCACUUUGAAUAGGUGGUGCUUCUGGAUGUUAGAAUACUUGGUCCUUUAAGCCUUGAGUGUUUCGAGAAUACCCAAGAGCCAGGAGAGAACCUUUCUGCUCUAGCGGGGACUUCAGGACAUACCCUGAGCACAGUGACCCUGGGCAGCUGGGAAGGAGCCAGGUGCCCAUGCGAGGAUGCCCCCGUUCCUUACUCCCACGGCCUGGCUGGCCCUACCCUCCAAGGGUCCUUCUCGCUCACCUGCCCGCUGCCCUUCACUCUUGGGUCCUGUCCUGUUGGCAUAGGGGAGUCGUAUUGCUCUUUGUGCAGAGUGAGCCUUUUGAUGUAUGUCUGUCCCUCCAGGUAUGAAGACAGUCUGAGUGAGUGUGAUGAGCAUGCUUUCACCCAGGGAAGGCUGUGCGUGCGUGUGCUGUGCUCAUGUGUAAGGAGCUGGGCAGCCUGUGGGAGGGAGGCAGAGUGCCCGCCUGUGGGGGGAGGGGCACGAGAGCACACGUGGUCUUUGUGUCCGUGUUCCCACUCCCCCCACCACCACCGCCGCUGCCACCACCACCACCACCACCAGGCCCUGGGUGUACUGCCUGGGACCCCUGAGCAGCACAGAGCUGGCGUCUUGGCCCAGCUCGCAUCCUCCUGAUUCAGCCGCAGAGGGUACACACUCGUGCUGCACAGAAGCUGUAAAUUCCAGGAAACUCCCUGCCAGCCCGGCUGGUGGGGGAGGGAGUGGAGGAUAAUCCACGCUGGUUCCCUAGCACUUGGAGAGCAGAUGUGUCUGCCUCGGACAGCAGCCGAAGAAAGUUCAAACCAAAGAUGAAACUUCUGUGAGCAGUGAAGAUUUUGAUAUGAACGACUCCACAUGGAUGUCAGCUGACCCACACCUGGCCUCCAGCCUGAGUCCCAGCCAGGACGAGAGGAUGCGGAGCCCGCAGAACCUCCACAGCCAAGAGGACGACGAUUCCUCCUCCGAGAGCGGCAGUGGCAAUGGCUCCUCCACCCUGAACCCGUCCACCUCAAGCAGCACCCAGGGAGACCCCGCCUUUCCUGAGAUGAAUGGCAACGGAGCUGUGGCCCCCAUGGACUUCACCGCCACCGCCGAGGACCAGCCCAUCAACCUGUGUGACAAGCUCCCACAGGGCUCAGUGCUCGGCACACCCUCCUACCCCUCAGAUGGCUGUGGCGCCGAUGGACUGAGGAGCCGUGUCAAGUACGGGGUGAAGACCACCCCCGAGUCCCCCCCCUACAGCUCGGGGAGCUACGACUCCAUCAAAACCGAGGUCAGUGGCUGCCCCGAGGACCUGACGGUGGGCCGGGCCCCCACAGCAGAUGACGACGAUGAUGACCACGACGACCACGAGGACAAUGACAAGAUGAAUGACUCUGAGGGCAUGGACCCAGAGCGCCUCAAGGCCUUCAAUAUGUUUGUGCGUCUCUUUGUGGAUGAGAACUUGGACCGCAUGGUGCCCAUCUCCAAGCAGCCCAAGGAGAAGAUCCAGGCCAUCAUUGAGUCGUGCAGCCGGCAGUUCCCCGAGUUCCAGGAGCGGGCCCGCAAGCGCAUCCGCACGUACCUCAAGUCCUGCCGGCGCAUGAAGAAGAAUGGCAUGGAGAUGACCAGACCCACACCUCCUCACCUGACCUCGGCCAUGGCAGAAAACAUCCUGGCAGCUGCCUGUGAGAGCGAGACGAGAAAAGCAGCCAAAAGGAUGCGCCUGGAGAUCUACCAGUCCUCCCAGGACGAGCCCAUAGCCCUGGACAAGCAGCACUCCCGGGACUCCACAGCCAUCGCCCACUCCACCUACUCACUGCCAGCCUCCUCCUACUCCCAGGACCCUGUGUACGUCAACGGUGGCCUCAACUACAGUUACCGUGGUUACGGGGCCUUGGGCAGCAACCUGCAGCCCCCUGCCUCCCUCCAAACAGGAAAUCACAGUAAUGGGCCCACAGACCUCAGCAUGAAAGGCGGGGCCUCCACCACGUCCACGGCGCCCACGCCCACGCCCUCCAGCAACAGCACCAGCCGGACCAUGCCCACCGCCCAGCUCAGCCCCACGGAGAUCAGCGCUGUCCGGCAGCUCAUCGCCGGCUACCGGGAGUCCGCUGCCUUCCUGCUGCGCUCGGCAGACGAACUGGAAAACCUCAUCCUGCAGCAGAACUGACCCAGCGGCACCUGGAGUGCACUGCCCCAGGGAAGGAGGCUCUUUCAGCCCCAGACCGGCUUCCCGCCUCACCAGUUGGUACCUUUUGUUUUUUGAAAGAGGUGGAUCCAGAAGAGCUGUUUCUAGCCACACUCCAAGCGCCUGAGACUCUGGGCACAAGGACACUUUUUUUUUUGGAAUCUCACCACACGGGUGCUCUGACCUGCUUGGAAGAGGCCUACGGGGCAGCUCUGGAAGGGCUGGGGCUCCCCCUGACGAGGCACUGGGGCCACAGCUCUAUUUAGAAUCAUCUUCGUGGACCCUGAUGUUAGAAUCCCACCCCCAGAUAAUUACCUUUCAAGUCUUAGGUGAGCAGAAUUGCAUAUUUAUUGAGAAAAACAAAGUGGACCCUUUCUUCCUCCCCCCUUAGUAAUUUAUUUUUCUGAAAAUGGAUUCUUUUGUGUUUGUACAGAUUGCCAGUCUGUGUCUGUCUGAUCAGAAGGCUGUAUCCCUGUGACCUAACAUUCCAUAUCACUACACUGGCGCGGGCUGGGGGCCGGCAGGGCGGGGGGGCAGCGGGCUGGCUGGCCCUCUGAGUGCCCAGCACCGCCAAGCAGGAGGACCUCACCCACACCCACUGCAAAGCAGAGACAAACAAAAGCGGCUCCCCCACCCCAUUCCACAGAUGCCCCAGUCACACGGUCACCUGUAUUCUACCUCACACUCCAGCGUGGGCUUUUCCAGGAUGUGCCCUGAGCCUGUUCUGAAUGGCUGUCUCCCACCUCCCCCACCUAGUGUGUCUGCCUGGGAGGUAAGUCCAGACGGGGGGCCAGGAGCUGGAGCCCAGAGAGGACCUUGGCCCUCACAAGCAGCAGCCCGCCGGGCCCUAGCAGGACAGGGUGCCAGGAGACGGCAGCCGGUCAGCAGGGCUUGCCCUCACCCUGCCGCCAGGGAGCCAGGCCUGGGCCCCUCGGACCCCUGCCGGGAAGGGCCCCUUUCUUCAAGGUGAGCCCCUGGCUGUCAGGCAGCCAUCAAACAGGAAAGGCAGCUCCCGUCCCCUGCCCCUGUGGUUGGAGCAAAGGGACCGUCAGCAGAAAUGGAGAAGUCACCUGGGUUCUCCUAGGACCAGCCCUUCUGAAGGGGCCAGUCCUGGAAGAAACCCAUCCUCUCUGGAGUGUGAAAAAGGGCAAAAGACAAGGCUGGCCUGGUUUCCUUGCUCCCCAGUAGGCACUUCCUCUUGCUCAGUGCAAUACCUACCAGUGCUGCUAAAACCAGGGAUUUGCCCAGACCUCACAAGGCCCACAGGGCCUCUCCAUGCAACACUCCGUAGCCAUGACAGCAGCUCUCUGCUGCCGCCCCUGCCCAGAGCUGGCAGACGCCCUCUGUUGCCUUUCCUCCCUCAGAGCAAAGAGGUCCCGGGGAGCCAGGGCCAAGUGGACCCUAGGAUAGAGAGCCACUUGACCCCAAAGCAGGCAUCCCUUCCCAAACCAGCUUUUCUGCAGCCAACUGCCUCCGGGCACUGUGGCAGACCACCCUCAUGAGGCUGGGGAGGGGGCUCCAGACUGGAUGCCUCCCACGCCUCAGAUCCGUCACUGAGCUAUGGGCCCUGGAUCCAGAAAGUCUGAAGGGUAGGGUGCCCACACCCUACAGGCUUCCAGCGCUCCACCUCCCAGCCACACCACCUCUGCCUUCCAUCUGACCGAUCCCCAGGCCUCCGGUCGGGGCCAGGAUGCGGAGACCCACCCUUAGCACAGCACAAGCUCCAGUGCCCAACGCCUCCCCCAUCCCAGCGUCCACAUGUCCAGCCCCCACCUGCUCAGUUCUACUCCCAGACAUUUAAAUUUGUGUAAAUAUUUAUUUUUGUGUGUGAACAAUACUACAAAGUAAUCAGUAGAUCUUUUGCAAAAUGUUACCCCAGGCAAUUUGUGAAAAUCUUAAUGUUGGAAACUGGCAGAGACAAUCGCCGCCUUAGAAUCCUUGACGUCAAGUUGUUUCACAUGUCAUUUCUCCUCCCAGAGGCAGUACCCAAGCCAGACAAACGGUUUGCUUUUCUGAACAGACAGGAGUGAGCAAGACUGGGGAAGGGGCUCGCGCUACCACCCACACGAGGAAUUAAGAGCUGAAGAUUAGUAUAAGCUACAGUUUGAAGUUGUGUUUUUCUGAGUCACGCUUGUCCUUACUGCCCAACUUCAGCAGCCUCAGCACCGUGGUGAGAUGUAGGUUCAAUGUGCUUCAAAGAGAAAAGAAACGAAUGCUAGCAGUCAGGGUGCACUGGGCCCCCCAGAGCCCCUCCAGGACAGUGGAUCCUGUCUCACCCAUCCCGCUUCUUGGGUGGGCUCCUUCCUACUGAAGCUACACAUGAAGCCCUUGUGAUGGCAGAAUCAGGAGCAAGUUACUGUGUGUGGAAACAGGAUUCCAUUCGCUAGUUCUGUCAGGGAACUCGUUCAGUUUUGCUUUUGUUUUAAAAGAUGCAGCGUCAACCCUGGAGGGCACCACUGAGCUGGUUUUGCUGAAAGGCGCUUGCUGCUGUCCGUCCCCCACCCCCACCCCCACCCCAGGGACUGCCUUCUCCCAAAGGGAGCAUCCAAAGCCCAGCCCCACAGCCACUUAAAGUUCUUAUGGGGGGGCCUCAGGACAUACAUGAAUCACGUGGGAUCCUAAAUUACAAAGGUAAUGCAAGAGUGGAAUACACCCAUUCCAGAGUCUUUGCAGGGGGCUAAUCCCACGAAAAGGGUAGAACCAGGAGAAAUGGGAAUCUGGUCUUAGUGGUGGAUCAUCUAGUAAAGAGUAUGACCCAUCUGAAUUCACUUUACCGUCACCACUCAGUUUAUACCCAAGGACAGUGGGGAGGCGGAGGGGGACCGGCGGGGGGUGAAGAAGGUUUUUAGAGGAUUUCAAACAGGUGGAACCCAGCCAUCCCUGUUCCCAAGGGCCACUUAUGACUCCAGGGGUGGUUAUAGGAUUAACUACCAGUUCAUUUUCAAAAUGCUGCUUUGAACUCAGAGGGUUGAUACUUUUAAUUUGUAAUUUUUUGUAAAACUUUUUACAAGAUAGUAAAGUAUUUCACCAGAAUACCAGUUUCAAUCCGUCCAUGGUCUGAUUUUUAUAUAAUUUAGUGGUGCUUUAGAAACUUUGUUUUUGUUGUUUAUGAGCAAGACAGCUCAAUCCUUUUUCGCCUGUAUCUACCUAAGACCAAUGUGAACCUUUGUAUUUUUGCUCCUAAUUUUGGACUCAGUGAAAGUGUACUGUUUACAUGUACAGAUGCCCCGGUCCCUGUGUGUCCUGCAAGACUCGCUCUUGAGGAGGAAGGUGCACCUCACUAAGCUCAUCUGCUUAGCAAAGCCACAAAACAAAAACCUCUCACUUUUUACCUGUUUCCACCUAAAAAGAAAAAUAAAAAACCUACGCCACACUGAACUCAGAUUUGCUGAAAAAAUACUUUUCUAUGCUCAGAAAAAUCGUCUCCAGGCGGCAGACGGUCUGUGUGCCUCUGUCCUAUGGUCCAUUUGGGAGCCGGGCUCAGAAUGGAGACUUCCUAUGGCUGCUGGUGGGUAACUGCAUGGACAGGUGGAAAGUGAAAACAGGACUUGGCUGCCACUGGGGAUGAAUAUAGCUCCUCUCCCGGCAGCCUGAGAAUGGGAAGGUCACGCUGACUCAUGGACCUUCAGGGACAAGCCACCCAGGAGUUAGGGACAACCCAAGGGGUUGCCAACCCUCUGGCAUAAUUGAGACAUGUUUGGAAAGAGCGCAAGUUUCCUACUGGAGAUGAGCUUUAGGACCUUCCAAUGCAGAUGGUACAAGCAUCUCUUCAGGGUCCCCUGGGGCAGCUCGUACAUGAGGCCCCUCUGGGGAGGGGCAGGGGGCUCCAGACAGUAAGCAUAUGGCACUUAAAGCAAACAGCAGAUGGCACCAACUUUUAAAGGUGACUCUUUGUUACUUAAUCAAUGGCUUCAUCUCUAAAUUAUAUUUUUACAGAUAUGCACCUAUGCAACUUAACGUGGCUCUUCUAAGCAGGUGAGGACUUCCUCCUCAAUGCUCUAUAAAAAUUAUUUGUGUUCUAUAUAGUGAGUUUUACCAGUAAAUGUGGCUUAAUAUUUUAAUUCUUAGAAUGUGUCUUCUCUAUGUGAUGCAACUAAAUUCUGUUUUGUUUGUGGAAUGACUAGCACAGGCCAACUCCCUCUCCCCUCACUUAACAAAAGACCAAUGAGCUGUUAAUCGAGCUGUUAUCUCCAUGGUAUUACUUGCUAAAUGCACUGAUUUCAUAAGUAUGUGGAAUCCUUUUUCUUUGGAAUCUGUAUAUCAUAUAUAAGACUGAAUCUACUUAAUAAACACUGAAUAACAAA
Phacochoerus africanus (Common warthog) is the source of this 7669-nucleotide messenger RNA. It is a transcript of the gene NOL4L, whose product is annotated as nucleolar protein 4 like. The transcript is spliced from 8 exons. NCBI's taxonomy places the organism in Eukaryota, Metazoa, Chordata, Mammalia, Artiodactyla, Suidae. The coding region runs from base 2037 to 3347 and encodes 436 amino acids. The record is from RefSeq and is a predicted model, not a curated record.